UUGACACAAAAAACUUAGGACGCUUGGUAAACCAUUAAGCCUCUUCCCCUGAGAACUACCAUUACAACCCUUUUUUUUCUCUUUUACUAUUUAUAUAUAUAACUGUAUAUACACCAUCUUCUCCAACCUUUUGAUUCUUUAAUCACCCUUCCCUCUGUUUCUCUUUUUUCUUUUUCUUUUUUCCAAAAAUCAAAUCACUUUCGGUUUUCUUAGAACCUGGUUUUUCUCUUUAUUCUUUCUUCAUCUCCAUUACAAGCAAAGCAAAGAGUUUCUCUUCCAAAUUCAUUUCAGCCAACAAAAACCUUUCCAUACAUGAGAGAACACAACCAUGAAAAGCUCAAGAAGAGGCAGCAAAAUCGCAGAAACCAACAGUUCUCACCGCCCAAAAUAUGGCAAAAUGUCACAACAACAGCAGUCCGAUCCAAACGACCCCGCCGACGAAUCAUUUCGAUUCAGCAAUGCCGACACUAGCCCUCCUAACACUUCUCCACCAAACCCAACUUCCUGGGACGAAUCCUCCCCGUUAUCGAAAUCUCCGUGGUCCUCUCACGCCGCUGAAAUCGACGAUACGUAUUCAUACACAGGCCUAAUGGGUUCUCUUGUUCGUGAAGAAGGGCAUAUAUACUCGCUUGCCACCUCUGGAGACUUGUUAUACACUGGUUCUGAUAGCAAGAACAUCCGGGUAUGGAAGAAUCAGAAAGAGUUUUCUGGGUUCAAAUCGAAUAGUGGGUUAGUUAAAGCCAUUGUAAUUGCAAAUGAAAUAAUCUUCACGGGUCAUCAAGACGGGAAGAUUCGAUUAUGGAAAGUGUCUGCGAAGAAUCCAACAAUUCACAAACGAAUCGGGACUUUACCGACGUUGAAAGCAUAUAUAAAGAGCUCGAUCAAUCCGAGCAAUUAUGUUGAGGUGAGAAGGAAUCGAAAUGCGGUUUGGAUCAAACAUUUCGAUGCGAUAUCAUGUCUUAGUUUGAGCGAAGACAAAUCAUUGUUAUACUCUGCUUCUUGGGAUAAAACAAUGAAGGUUUGGAGAGUAUCGAAUUCGAAAUGCUUGGAAUCGAUUCAUGUUCAUGAUGACGCGGUGAAUGCGGUGGUUGCCGGCUUUGAUGGGUUGGUGUUCACGGGCUCCGCCGAUGGGAGUGUAAAGAUAUGGCGGCGAGAGAUGCAGGGGAAGGGUACCAAACACUUUUUUUCACAGAUUUUGUUAAAGCAAGACUGCGCCGUGACGGCGUUGGCGGUGAAUAGAUUGGUGGAGAUGCUUUACUGUGGAUCGUCCGAUGGGGUUGUGUAUUUUUGGGAGAGGGAGCAGUUGGGUUCCCACGGCUGCGUUCUCAGGGGGCAUAAGUUGGCGGUGUUGUGUUUGGCGGCGACGGGGAAUUUGGUGUUUAGUGGGUCAGCGGAUACCAAGAUAUGCGUGUGGCGGAGAGAGGCGUCGGCGGAAGGUGUUGGAGAGCAUGUGUGUUUGUCGGUGUUGACAGGGCAUACCGGGCCGGUCAAAUGUUUGGCGGUGGAGGAGGAUAGGGAAGCCAAGGGAGGGGAUGAUGCUUGGAUCGUUUAUAGUGGGAGUCUCGAUAAGUCGGUCAAGAUUUGGAGAGUGUCAUCGCAGAUGAAUGCGAUAGCAAUGGUUCAAAGUCCGACAACUCCAAGGAGUUUGGCCACGGCGGCGGGUUUGGGCCCAUUCUCAUGAAUCUCGUCACCAUUUUAUACCUCAAAAGUUUUGUUUGAAUGUCGAAUUUACGAAGGAAAAAAAAGAAAAAGGUUUACAGAUUUUGAUUUUUCAAAAUUUUCAAAAUUAAACUAAAGCACCUUUCUUUUUUGUGUGUGUUUAUUUCCAUUAAACUAAUUUCUAAUUUUUUUUAAAAAAAAAUUCAAAAAAUAAAUUUUGAAAAACUUUGUUAGAGCAUUUGUAAUGAUUUGUCAUUGGAGCUGCUAUAGCUAUAAUUUGACUGUUGAGAAGAAAAGUAAUGCUCCAAUGGUCACAUAUGACAGCUGUCAAAUUUGAUAAAUACCAAGCGUGUGUCAAAUUUGACAUAAGUUUUGGUAGCUAUCAUAUAUGCGAACAGCUCUCAAAACCUCCCUCCCCUCCCCCUCUUAGAAAAACAGACAAAUUUUGCAAAAUCAUCAUUUUUGCAAAACCAAACACAUAAACUAGUGUGUUCUGACAGCUGAUCGUCCGAACACACCAGUUUUUAUGUUUGGUUAUGCCAAAAUAACAUCUUACCAUUGCACAUUGCUAUAAUUCUGUCAUUUUUUAUUAUUCAUUGUCAAAUUAUAAUAAUAACAAUACUAUUAUAACAUUUGUCAUUAGAGAUAUUCUAACUUUUCCUUUCCUUCUUUUUUUCCCCCUUCAUAGAUACUUGACUCAAUUCUAUGGUUCAAACAAUCCUUUAGAAGUGGUAAUGUUAAGAUUGUGUUUAAUAUUGGAUUUGAUAAGAGACUUGUAUAGAGAAUAGAAAUUGGAAGAAGUGCAAAUGAAAUUGAGGUUAAUCUUUUUGUUA
This is a messenger RNA of Camellia sinensis, 2492 nucleotides long. The record is from RefSeq and is a predicted model, not a curated record. Lineage: Eukaryota; Viridiplantae; Streptophyta; Magnoliopsida; Ericales; Theaceae.